CUUUUAUUCAGUAGAUAACGAGCAUUAAAAAUAUUGACGUGACACGCUAAGAAACGGGUUGUAACCGUUAAAUCCAAACCGGAAGGAUUUUAUUAACGGACAAGAUGGACGUCAAAUGUUUUAAGAUGUUGCUAGGCGCAUGGUUUUUUAAACAUUGAGUUAGUUUUAGCGUUAUUUAUCAUCUGAGUAACUGAAGUUGUUGUAAACUUUGUGAAAGUAUUUGCUCACCUAUAACUUAACGGUUAAUAACGUUACCGACAGAAACGGGAAGACAUUAAACCCCGACAUAUCCAAAAUAAGCAGCAUGGCACUGCUGAAAAAUGAAGGUUCCCCUGCUGAUAAUAAUAUAACAUCUUGUGAAGAAGAAACGGGGUCGAAGGACGAAGUGUCUCCAUGUGUCCCCGGACAGACCACGACCUCCACCGCCAGAGUUUUAACCCAGGAGGAGCUGCACAGACUCGGCGAUGAGCGGACUCUGGUGUCCGACUUCAAGCAGAUGAAGUUGGAGAAAGAAGCUCAGAAAAACUGGGACCUGUUUUACAAAAGAAACACGACGAAUUUCUUCAAGGACAGACACUGGACCACCAGAGAAUUUGAAGAGCUGAAAGCAUGCAGAGAGUUUGAGUCCCAGAGGCUGGUGCUGCUGGAGGCCGGAUGCGGUGUGGGGAACUGCAUCUUCCCUCUGCUGGAGGAUGACCUCAACAUCUUUGCUUAUGCCUGUGACUUCUCACCACGAGCGGUUGAAUUUGUCAAGCAAAACCCUCUGUACUGCCCCGAGCGCUGCUGUGCCUUCCAGUGUGAUUUAACUAAAGAUGAUCUGACAGAGAACGUGCCGGAGGGCAGCGUGGACGUCGUCACUCUCAUCUUCGUCCUGUCGGCCAUCCAUCCUGACAAGAUGAAGCUGGCUUUGCAGAACAUCAGCAGGGUGCUGAAGCCUGGAGGCAUCGUUCUGUUCAGGGACUACGGCCUGUACGACCACGCCAUGCUCCGAUUUAAAGCUGGCAGCAAACUGGGGGAGAAUUUCUACGUCCGGCAAGAUGGCACCAGGUCCUACUUCUUCUCUAAAGAGUUGCUGGCUGAGCUGUUUGAGGAGACGGGCCUCCAAUCGGUCGCUAACGACUACGUCCUGAGAGAGACGGUCAACAAAAAGGAGGGGCUUUGUGUUCCCAGGGUGUUCCUGCAGAGCAAAUUUACCAAACCUGCCCAAUCACAGAGCUCCUGAUGUUGCUUGGUUGGCCUGUGUCGGUCACCGAGUAAAUCUCCAGAGGUGUGGAGAAACAUAAGACUGAUACGCUGGUUCAAAUUGGAUGGCUAAAAGAUUAUUAUAUUCUUUGGGGGGAACUGGUUUAUAGGAGGCAGCUUGUGGCCUAAACACUGCUGGAUAUGAAUGCUUCUUUUUCCCUUGAGGAAGACUCACAGACACAUUGGAGCUACUUCUUCACCAGCAGAUGAAGACAGUGCUUAUACUGGGAAUCUUUCAGGUGGAAAUAUAUGGAAUUGUAUUGAUGUGAAGCACGACAAGAACAUAGUUGUUCAGCAACACCCUGAGCUGGAUAAAAGAUGACAGUAUUCGGUGCUUUAGAUCAAUUUAAACUCUAUUUCACUUUGUCACUUUGAUCAACCUUUAGCAUCACCAUGAGAAGAGUUUAUUAGCUUCUCAGCCUUCAACUUCUUUCUCCUGUGAACAAACAGGUAUUUUAAUGGCUUCCUGCACCCCUUAUUUCCCUUCAUGUCAAGUCAAGGCCAUAUUCACACCAAAUCAGGCAGUGCAGCGUAAACGUCAGGCCUCCCAUAGUGCGUUUUGUCUGCGGCUGUUUUGGCCGCUGCGACGCUGCACCGGACGGCAGCCGGAAAGUUGAUCCAGAGUCAACUUGAAACGCAACCUGAUGUCACAGCGGCUGAAGGCUGCGGUGGCCAAUCACAGCUGGACAUCAGACUGAUCAGACUGAUCAGAGUAGUAAACUCUGCC
Messenger RNA from Thunnus maccoyii (southern bluefin tuna), 1969 nucleotides. It is a transcript of the gene mettl6, whose product is annotated as methyltransferase 6, methylcytidine. The coding region runs from base 305 to 1222 and encodes 305 amino acids. NCBI's taxonomy places the organism in Eukaryota, Metazoa, Chordata, Actinopteri, Scombriformes, Scombridae. The record is from RefSeq and is a predicted model, not a curated record. The transcript has 5 exons.